AAGAUAAUUUUAUAGAGAUUUAGUAGAUACUUAAAUUAGCGUGCACUUUUUUGAGACGUGAUGCACUAAUGAGUUUUAGUGGGCGAACGGCCGAAAAAUUACCUUCCGUUCUCAUAAAUGGGAACGCCCGUUCCCAUAUUUGGGAACUCCGUUCCCAAAAAUGGGAACGUUCCUAUAUUUGGGUACUCAUGACCAUAGUUCCACCUACUGACAUGAAACCAAAAAGACUCUUUCUCAUUUUGAGAAAUGAUAAAUUUUAAACAAUAAUUCCAUGAACAUUGCCAGCAGUAAAAAAGAACACAAUUUGCUAUAUUUUGCAUUUUUCACGUGCUGGUUAUAAAACGGAAAAUUUCCGGUAAUUUUGGAACGAUUUUUUUCGUUUUGAACCGUUUUCUUAUAAUAUUUGAUUAUCUGGUUCUGGGAGAUAACCACCAACAUGGAGGAUCGAGAACAGCAGCGUGAGGAGCUGCUGGUCAUGGACAGCAUUUUUGGACAUGAUGGUCUCUUCACGUCAGAUGACAAGCAAAUGAGUGGUAUGAUCAGCGUGUCACCAGAACUGCAGCGGCCCUUGCUGGUGAAACCACCUGAGCCUGACAAGGAGCCGCUGUCUGUGAGCGCACUGCCGCCGAUAUGUAUCGAGUUCACAUUGCCGGAACAGUACCCGCUGGAGGCGCCUCCGACCAACCGUGUCACGUGCAGCUGGCUAACGCCCACCCAGAUGCUCAAGAUCUGGCGACACCUAGUGACGCUCUGGGAGCAGGGCCAAGGCAACACCGUUCUCUACGAGUACACAGAAUUUCUCAGGAACGACAGCAUCGCCUUCCUGGGACUGGAACAUGAGCUGGACGUGUCGUUUUUCGUGGACCGGGCUCGGACAGCAGCGGCAGCGGCCGCCGCCGGUCCGCCGUCGCCCGCCGCCGGCUCCAGCCCACCGCGGAGUCUGAACCGGCGCGCCAGCGUGGAGCAGCUGCGAGCGCGCUACCGGCUGACGCUGCCGGCCUCGGCCAGCGUGCACCGCCUGCUGGAGACGCACCAGCGGCAGGCCGAGGCGGCCGAGUUCGGCCGGCGCCGGUUCCCCUGUAAGGUGUGUGGCGAGGAGCGCGCCGGCUCGGACUGUGUGCGUCUGACGCGCUGUGGCCACGUCUACUGCCGCGACUGCCUCACCGCCUACUAUACCGUGCUGAUCAGGGACGGAGAGGUGCAGAACCUGCGCUGCCCGGAGGACCAGUGUCCCGAGCAGGCUACUCCCAAAGAGGUGCGGGACCUGGUCGGUGACGACCUGUUUGAACGGUACGACACGAUCCUGCUGCGGACCAGUCUGAGCGCCAUGACCGACGUGGUCACUUGUCCGCGGGCUCACUGUCAGAAGCCCGUGGUGCUGGACCCGGGGGACAGCCUGGGACGGUGCGCGCACUGCGACCACACCUUCUGCGCCAUCUGCCAGAACGCCUACCACGGAAACAACCCGUGCGCAGUCAAGAGCGGUGAGCGCCUGGAGCUGGUGCGCCAGUACCGGGUGGCCGGUGCCGGCGAGCGCGCCGACCUGGAGCGGCGCUACGGCCGCCGGCAGCUGCAGCGACUGGUCGAGGAGGUCGACUCGGCCGCCUGGAUGUCAGACCACAGCGAGCGCUGUCCGCGCUGCCGCACGCCGAUCGAGAAAAUCGACGGCUGCAACAAGAUGUCGUGCACAAAAUGCGGCACACUGUUCUGCUGGCUCUGCAACGCGCGCCUGCCGCGAGAGAACCCGUACACGCACUUCAACGUACCGGGCAGCAAGUGCUUCAACCAGUUGUUUGCGGGUGUGGUGGACGGCGCACUGUUGGACGAGGAACUGGGCGCGCUGGCCUUCGACGAGCUGGGUGAGGAGGAAGACUUGCCCAUGGGCUUCUUCUUGUGAGCUGGAAACAAAAGGCUGCUUGGUGGUGACAUGAGCAGCUUCAGUGGAUGCAAACCCGCAAUAUGAUUAGAAGUUUAUGAUCGACAAUAUCAAUUUUUGUUUGCUUAUCCAAUUGGGUAUUGGGUAUCUAUUUAUCGUGUUGUUUUUACUACUAGACCAGGCCAUUAUUUACUACAGCGAGGCGGCGUUUGGGUUCUGUGUAUAGCUUUGUUCGUCUGUAUGGCUGUGUGCAGGGAAGCGGGAGUAUCUUACCACAGGAUGUGGGUCCUAUGGCUGCUGUGGAUUCGAGUCCACCUCUCAGGCAUCGGGUUAUCAGGGCAGGUGUGUGCCAAGGCCAUGACAGAGGACGAAACAAGACUGUCACCAUGUGACAGAACGAGCGGGGUCAUGCUUUGCACCGAGUGCCUUCCUUCUUCUUUCUUGCAAAGGGUGACAUGUCCUAAUAUUAUAGCCCAUAAGCAGUGAGUCGUGCGGUUUUGCAUCGAUUAGCGGUAUUCACAUUGAAUAUAAAGUAAAAGUGUAAAGUAAAGCGUUGUGAAUAUGACGAGUUUCGUUCGUUAACGAAGACUUGCGGCUGUGCAGAAUGUUUCCGUGGUUAGGCGGACGCGCAAGGUGCGCCAUAGUUUCUGUACAUAGAGAACUUGUGUGAACAAAUGAACAAAUGAAUCUGAUCGUUGCA
This is a messenger RNA of Amphibalanus amphitrite, 2576 nucleotides long. Its product is annotated as E3 ubiquitin-protein ligase RNF14-like. Gene Ontology annotation, molecular function: ubiquitin binding; ubiquitin protein ligase activity; ubiquitin conjugating enzyme binding. Lineage: Eukaryota; Metazoa; Arthropoda; Thecostraca; Balanomorpha; Balanidae. The record is from RefSeq and is a predicted model, not a curated record. The coding region runs from base 437 to 1897 and encodes 486 amino acids. Gene Ontology annotation, biological process: positive regulation of proteasomal ubiquitin-dependent protein catabolic process; protein linear polyubiquitination; proteasome-mediated ubiquitin-dependent protein catabolic process. The transcript is spliced from 8 exons. Gene Ontology annotation, cellular component: LUBAC complex; cytoplasm.